Molecule: messenger RNA, 588 nt
Organism: Phytophthora sojae
Lineage: Eukaryota; Oomycota; Peronosporomycetes; Peronosporales; Peronosporaceae
Exons: 1
Coding region: 1-588 (195 amino acids)
Source: RefSeq, a predicted model, not a curated record
AUGGCAGAUUGCGCUGUGACCGCUACGGAUAUCCUAGCCCUCGAUAUCUACUCUAGCGCUGACUGCGAGGGAGCGCCCGAUGCGCUGGUGCUCUGGCCGUCGACGGACUGUACGGAGAGCGGGAGUAUCGAAUACUGCGAAGAAGCUGAAGAAGGAUAUCAAGCCGCCAGCUGCGUUUCGGAUCCGUACGCUCAUACUGCAGAGGUCUUUGGGGACGUGCCCUACGUGCUGGUGGACGUGUUUAACGAUACCGAGUGUGGGGUGUACUCGGGCUCGUUUGCACUGCGCGCGAAUGGCGACUGCAUCGUACGCGGGCAAACCUCGGUCAAGGUUGUGAUGAACACCAACGGGUCUGCCACGGUGGAGGAGUACACUGGAGAAAGCUGCAGUGCCCAAGACCUCAUCGAAGGCGACCUCGUUGAAGCUAGCUGGUUCGACAGCUACAUUUGUGCCGACGAGGGAUUCGUGUUCUACAACAACGCAUACCCGGGGACGAGCGGCAGCGGCAGCUUAGCCGUUGCUCACAGCGAAGGCCGCCACCAUUUCAAGUCUCACCUAACGACGUACCUAGCUUCGCUGAGGAUGUAA